CUCUUCUGCAGCAGACAUAGCAUUUUUCUUCCUAACGAUACAGUUUUUCCUAAGAUUUUCCACAGAAAAAUGGCCGGAAUCGUCGUCGUUUUUGACUUCGAUAAGACGAUCAUUGACUUGGAUAGUGAUAAUUGGGUGGUGGAUGAACUCGGCGCCACCGAUUUGUUCAAUGAGCUCCUCCCUACGAUGCCAUGGAACUCGCUCAUGGAUCGUAUGAUGGCAGAGCUCCAUGCACAAGGGAAAACCAUUGACGACAUCGUUGAAGUCCUUAAACGCGCUCCGAUUCAUCCCGAUGUCGUUCCUGCCAUUAGAGCCGCUCACGCCCUAGGAUGUGAUUUGAGGAUUGUGAGUGAUGCCAAUAUGUUUUUCAUCGAGACGAUUUUAGAUCAUCUCGGAAUAAGAGAAUGCUUCUCCGAAAUCAACACGAAUCCAGGUUACGUCGAUGAGGAAGGAAGGCUGAGGAUUUUUCCUAUCCACGAUUUCCAUAAAUCCUCUCACGGAUGCAAUCUUUGCCCUCCGAACAUGUGCAAGGGCCUCGUUAUGGAGAGGAUUCAAGCGUCAUUAAUGGCAGAAGGAAAGAAGAAGAGGUUCAUCUAUUUAGGAGAUGGAAGUGGCGAUUACUGCCCUAGUUUGAAGCUUGGAGAAGGAGAUUUUCUGAUGCCGAGGAAGAAUUUUCCACUGUGGGAUUUGAUUAGCCAAAACCCGCUCGUGAUUAAGGCAGAAAUUCACGAAUGGAGCGAUGGAGAAGAGUUGGCGAGGAUCUUAUUGAACUUAAUCAAAACCAUUUCCAUGGCGGAAAAUGCUCAGUUCUUGGCUCCUCAAGAUAUGGGUGUUCCUGUGUACGAAGCUCUGCCUUCGCCCACACCAAAACCAGCCAUGGUGGCCAAUUAAACUCAAUUAUACGAAUACCCAAUUUCUCAACCAAACAACAGCAUCUACCGAUUUACUUUUUUUUUGGGUUUAAUUACUUUAAGUAUGCAGUGAAGAUUAUGUAUAGUUGAAGGUGUAAUUUUGGCAAACGCCAUACACCAAUCAGGAAUUUGAACCAUAGUUUUAAUUUUCCAA
Cucumis melo (muskmelon) is the source of this 1065-nucleotide messenger RNA. Its product is annotated as inorganic pyrophosphatase 2-like. The record is from RefSeq and is a predicted model, not a curated record. The transcript has 4 exons. NCBI's taxonomy places the organism in Eukaryota, Viridiplantae, Streptophyta, Magnoliopsida, Cucurbitales, Cucurbitaceae. Gene Ontology annotation, molecular function: phosphatase activity. The coding region runs from base 70 to 891 and encodes 273 amino acids.